CAAGGGCAACGGCCUCCCCCCCACUUCCCGGGUUAUGCUGGACCGGGCGGUGAGGGGAUCCGAGGCCACCCGGACUUUUCGCGGCUGAAGGCAGCGCUGGUUCCCCGCGGUCAAGAUGCUGCAAAACGUGACUCCCCACAAGCUCCCUGGGGACGGGAAUGCAGGGUUACUGGGGUUGGGCCCAGAGGCAGCAGCUCCAGGAAAAAGGAUUCGAAAGCCUUCUCUGUUGUAUGAGGGAUUUGAGAGCCCUACAAUGGCGUCAGUGCCGGCUUUGCAACUAACCCCUGCCAACCCACCACCCCCUGAAGUAUCCAAUCCCAAAAAGCCAGGACGGGUAACCAACCAGCUGCAAUACCUGCACAAGGUGGUGAUGAAAGCUCUGUGGAAACAUCAGUUUGCGUGGCCAUUUCGGCAGCCUGUAGAUGCUGUCAAACUGGGUCUGCCGGAUUAUCACAAAAUUAUAAAACAGCCUAUGGACAUGGGUACUAUUAAGAGGAGACUUGAAAACAAUUAUUAUUGGGCUGCUUCUGAAUGUAUGCAGGAUUUCAAUACCAUGUUCACCAACUGUUACAUUUACAACAAGCCCACUGAUGAUAUAGUCCUGAUGGCACAGACACUGGAAAAGAUCUUCCUACAGAAGGUGGCAUCAAUGCCUCAAGACGAACAAGAGCUUGUGGUGACCAUCCCUAAGAACAGCCAUAAGAAGGGGGCCAAGUUGGCAGCACUCCAGGGCAGUAUUACCAGUGCCCAUCAGGUGCCUGCUGUCUCUUCUGUGUCACACACAGCCCUAUAUACUCCACCACCUGAGAUACCUACCACUGUCCUCAACAUUCCCCAUCCAUCGGUCAUUUCUUCUCCCCUUCUCAAGUCUCUGCAUUCUGCUGGACCCCCGCUCCUUGCUGUAUCUGCAGCUCCCCCAGCUCAGCCCCUUGCCAAGAAAAAAGGGGUUAAACGAAAAGCAGAUACUACCACCCCUACACCUACAGCCAUCCUGGCUCCUGGUUCCCCAGCCAGCCCUCCUGGGAGUCUUGAGCCUAAAGCAGCACGGCUUCCCCCUAUGCGUAGAGAGAGUGGUCGCCCCAUCAAGCCCCCACGCAAAGACUUGCCUGACUCUCAGCAACAACACCAGAGCUCUAAAAAAGGAAAAUUGUCAGAACAGUUAAAACAUUGCAAUGGCAUUUUGAAGGAGUUGCUCUCUAAGAAGCAUGCAGCCUAUGCCUGGCCUUUCUAUAAACCAGUGGACGCUUCUGCUCUUGGCCUGCAUGACUACCAUGACAUCAUUAAGCACCCCAUGGACCUCAGCACUGUCAAGCGGAAGAUGGAGAACCGUGAUUAUCGGGACGCACAGGAGUUUGCUGCUGACGUGCGGCUUAUGUUCUCCAACUGCUAUAAGUACAACCCCCCAGACCACGAUGUUGUGGCCAUGGCACGAAAGCUGCAGGACGUAUUCGAGUUUCGUUAUGCAAAGAUGCCAGAUGAACCACUGGAACCAGGGCCUUUACCAGUCUCCACUGCUUUGCCCCCUGGGCUGACCAAAUCCUCUUCAGAGUCCUCCAGUGAGGAAAGUAGCAGUGAGAGCUCCUCUGAGGAAGAGGAGGAAGAAGAUGAGGAAGAUGAGGAGGAAGAGGAAGAAAGUGAAAGCUCAGACUCAGAGGAAGAAAGGGCUCAUCGCUUGGCAGAACUACAAGAACAGCUUCGGGCAGUACACGAACAACUUGCUGCCCUGUCCCAGGGCCCGAUAUCUAAGCCUAAGCGAAAGAGAGAGAAAAAGGAGAAAAAGAAGAAACGGAAGACAGAGAAGCAUCGCAGCCGAGCUGGUGUUGAUGAAGAUGACAAGGGGCCUCGGGCAUCCCGCCCUCCUCAACCCAAGAAGUCUAAGAAAGCUAGUGGCAGUGGGAGUGGCAAUGCUGCCACGCUAGGCCCUCCUGGCUUUGGAUCUUCUGGAGGAAGUGGCAACAAGCUACCCAAAAAGGCCACAAAGACAGCUCCACCUGCCCUGCCUACUGGAUACGAUUCAGAGGAGGAAGAAGAAAGUAGGCCCAUGAGUUAUGAUGAGAAACGACAGUUAAGCCUGGAUAUCAACAAAUUACCUGGAGAGAAAUUGGGUCGAGUUGUACAUAUAAUUCAAGCCCGAGAGCCUUCUUUACGGGACUCAAACCCAGAAGAGAUUGAAAUUGAUUUUGAAACACUCAAACCAUCCACACUUAGGGAACUUGAGCGUUAUGUCCUCUCCUGCCUACGAAAGAAACCACGGAAGCCCUAUACCAUUAAGAAACCUGUAGGAAAGACAAAGGAGGAACUAGCUUUGGAGAAAAAGCGGGAACUGGAAAAGAGGUUACAAGAUGUCAGUGGGCAGCUCAAUUCCACCAAGAAGCCUCCCAAGAAAGCGAGUGAGAAAACUGAGUCAACCUCUGCACAGCAAGUAGCAGUGUCUCGUCUCAGUGCUUCCAGCUCCAGCUCAGAUUCCAGCUCCUCCUCUUCAUCUUCCUCUUCUUCAGACACCAGUGACUCGGACUCAGGCUAAGGGGCCAGGCCAGAUGGGGCAGGAAGGCUCCGCAGGACCGGACCCCUGAACUACCCUGCCCCACCCCAUUCCCCCUUGCUGUGACACUUCUUCAUCUCACCUCCCCUCCCCCCUCUGUAGGAGAGCUGGCUCUGCAGGGGGGAGGAAUGCAGGAACAUUCACUGAAGGAGGGAUAUGGACAAAAAAUAAGAUUGGAUUUCCAGCCCCUUUGGGAGUAACCUCUUGGGAGCCCCCUGUUCAGAAUGAUGGGGAUGGGGCAAGGGUACAGGGUGAGAAUGGGCAAAAGCCCCUGGACACAAUGUUACCUGAGGCCAUAGCUGCCCUGUUCACUUCUAAGGGCCCUGUUUUGAGGUUGUUUGUUCUAAUUUAUUUUAAGCUAGGUGAGGCUGUGGGGGAUAUGGUCAUGGUCCCCUUGGCCUCCAUGGGGAGGGAAGAAGGGGGAGCUCUUUUUUUACGUUGACUUUUUUUUUCUACUCUGUUUUCCCUUUUUUCCUUCCGCUCCAUUUGGGGCUCUGGGGGUUUCAGUCAUCUCCCCAUUUGGUCCCCUGGACUGUCUUUGUCUCUUGAUUCUAACUUGUAAAUAAAGAAAAUAUUAUUCAAGU
This is a messenger RNA of Ictidomys tridecemlineatus (thirteen-lined ground squirrel), 3126 nucleotides long. It is a transcript of the gene Brd2, whose product is annotated as bromodomain containing 2. The record is from RefSeq and is a predicted model, not a curated record. Gene Ontology annotation, biological process: chromatin remodeling; regulation of DNA-templated transcription. Gene Ontology annotation, cellular component: chromatin; nucleus. Lineage: Eukaryota; Metazoa; Chordata; Mammalia; Rodentia; Sciuridae.